This is a messenger RNA of Nezara viridula (southern green stink bug), 618 nucleotides long. The record is from the annotation of a GenBank genome assembly. Lineage: Eukaryota; Metazoa; Arthropoda; Insecta; Hemiptera; Pentatomidae.
AUGGAAGAAAGACUCAACUGGUGCGGAUGUCUAUAUAGAGAAUCCAAGCACAGAAUUAAGCACCCCAUUAGGCAAACAUUCUACCAUAUUUCAAAAGGAUGUGUUUGCCUAUCUACUGCCAUAUUUCCGGAAGUUAUCAAUUUUGAGAGGACAGGAGGAAUUACUAUCUAUCCAGAUAGACAAUCAGCUCUUCAAGUCCUAGAGUACCCCAAAGAGGCACCCACACUGCUGCUGGAAUGUAAAGAGGCAUUGGAGACAUUCGCUUGCUCUAAGAUAGUGGAGCUAGUGUGGGUCCCUGGUCAUAAGCGGUUCACAGCAAAUGUGAAAGCUGACAUCCUCGCCAGAAAUGAAGCUGAUAUCCCUAUAAUGGGAACAGAACCUGCAAUAGGAAUAACAAAGAAACAUCAACUAAAGGAAGUCUUAAUAGGACAUACGAAAAAAGUAGUAGGAGUGCAAUACAGCCCGAUGUAUACCUUGGCCUCCUCGAAGAUCCUUUAUCCGGUUGCUAGGUCUUCUGCAGCCGCUCACCAAUUCGUACACUUAAGUGUCCUAGCAUCCUUCUUGAGAGCAUCUUCUCACUUCACUUCGUCUCAACCUGUCCAGUUUCCCAAACAGUAG